UUCUUUCUUUCAUUGUGAUAUUUUUUCUCUCAAAAAAUAGUUUCAUUUCUUAAAAAUUUGCUAGCAAUGAAGGCAAUGAAAAUGAAUGUUUUGUUGGUGGUUGUGAUGGUCGUGGUGGUAGCCAUGUCCGGAAUUCAAAACGUAGUUGCAGUUGAUGCGCCUGCUCCUGCUCCUGCCUCGGAUGCUACCCUAUUUGUACCGACCAUUUUCGCUUCUCUCAUAGCUCUUGCAUUUGGAAUUCUCUUCUGAUUGAACUAGCUUGAGUGGACGUUGACUAAUGAAGUGUAGUUCUUUAUAUAGUCCAAUUAUAUGUGAUUUGUGUAGAUUUUUUUUUUGUUAUUUCAACUCAAUGUGUUAGAUCAUUGAGAUGAUGAGUUUGAGGUUCAUUUCUUUGUAUUAUUAUUUGUGAUAUUGUCACCUUGCACAUAUACUCUCUUUUUCAACUCAAUGUGUUAGAUCAUUGAGAUGAUGAGUUUGAGGUUCAUUUCUUUGUAUUAUUAUUUGUGAUAUUGUCACCUUGCACAUAUACUCUCUUUUUCAACUCAGUGUGUUAGAUCAUUGAGAUGAUGAGUUUGAGGUUCAUUUCUUUGUAUUAUUAUUUGUGAUAUUGUCACCUUGCACAUAUACUCAUGUUCUUAAUAUUCUUAUGUUGUUAUGAAUUUAUAAUAUGUGAUUUUCUACUCUUUAA
Messenger RNA from Solanum dulcamara, 688 nucleotides. Its product is annotated as arabinogalactan protein 14-like. The coding region runs from base 67 to 249 and encodes 60 amino acids. Lineage: Eukaryota; Viridiplantae; Streptophyta; Magnoliopsida; Solanales; Solanaceae. The record is from RefSeq and is a predicted model, not a curated record. The transcript has a single exon.